Humulus lupulus (European hop) is the source of this 3488-nucleotide messenger RNA. Its product is annotated as probable LRR receptor-like serine/threonine-protein kinase At3g47570. NCBI's taxonomy places the organism in Eukaryota, Viridiplantae, Streptophyta, Magnoliopsida, Rosales, Cannabaceae. The record is from RefSeq and is a predicted model, not a curated record. The coding region runs from base 25 to 3342 and encodes 1105 amino acids. Gene Ontology annotation, biological process: protein phosphorylation. The transcript is spliced from 5 exons. Gene Ontology annotation, molecular function: protein kinase activity; protein binding; ATP binding.
CAACUUACUAGUGAUCAGAAAACAAUGGGAAUCAAAAUAACUAUUUUCCUUAUGAUCUUCACGUACUUGUUCUUUGCAAUUGAAGCUUACGCUGCAAAAACCAACACUUUCACAGACAAAUCAGCCCUUCUUGCCUUAAAAUCUGCGAUCAAUGACCCCCAAAAUCUCUUGGAAAGUAGUUGGUCAUCAAAUACUUCUAUGUGCCAAUGGAUUGGUGUUACUUGCGGUGCACGUCAUCGCAGAGUUAGAGUCUUAAACCUUUCUAAUAUGAGUCUCACUGGCACUGUCCCUCCACAUAUUGGAAACCUAUCGUUCCUUGUCACCUUGAACUUCAGCAACAACUAUUUCCAUGGCAGUUUGCCCGUUGAAUUGUCUCGAUUGCGCCGGCUAGAAAAAAUCAGUAUGGAACGCAACAAUUUAACCGGAGAAAUUCCUUCUUGGUUGGGGCCUUUGUCAAAGCUUCAAUACUUGUAUCUGAAUGAUAACGAGUUUGUCGGACCUAUUCCUAUCUCCAUUUUCAACUUAUCUUCGCUCCAAGUGAUUAGUCUUUACAUGAACAAGCUUUCAGGAGCCAUACCACGAGAGAUUGGGAACUUAAAAAGGUUGAAGGUAUUAUGGCUCUCCAAUAACAAAUUUGAAGGAGAAAUUCCAAGGGAAAUUGGUAAUCUACAAGUAUUGGAGAAAUUAGAUCUACAAGCUAAUGUCUUUGAAAAGCUUCUUCCUUUAUUUGUCUUCAACAUGUCUUCUUUAACUGAUUUGAGGCUCGAAGAGAAUGGCCUACAUGGAAGCUUGCCGGAUAAUAUAUGUCAACAUCUUCCUGUCAUUCAAGGCCUAUAUUUGAGUUUUAAUCAGCUAAGUGGUCCAUUACCAUCCAUCUGGAAUUGCAGAGAACUUCUUAUUUUGAGACUGUCGUUUAACAAUUUCACCGGAAGCAUACCCCAAAAUAUAGGAAACUUGACUAGGUUAACCGGCUUAUAUCUUGGCUUCAACAAUCUGACAGGUAAGUUACCAUAUGAACUUGGGAAGCUUCAGAAUCUACAUCACUUGUCAGUCAUGUCUAAUAAUAAACUCGAUGGCUUAAUCCCACCAACUAUCUUCAACAUCUCCACAAUAACAAACAUUUUUCUUUCCGAGAACAAGUUUUCCGGUGGUCUCCCGGAAGACAUAGGCCUGUGGGUUCCAAAUCUAGAAGGGCUUUUUGUAUCUAGAAACUAUCUUGGAGGAGUGAUCCCAAAGUCCAUCUCCAACGCUUCGAAACUUACUCAGCUAGAGAUGACACAUAAUUACCUUUCUGGCUUUGUUCCCAAUACCCUAAGUUCUUUGACAAAUCUCCAGUUUUUAAACUUAGAGAGAAACUACUUGACCAUUGAAAGUUCAGGGUUGAAUAUACUAUCAUCUAGUUUUAGAGAGUUGAUAGGAUUAUACCUCAUAGAUAAUUCUAUAGAUGCCCCACUUCCCAGUUCCAUGGGGAAUCUAUCUGCAUCUCUCGAAUAUUUAUCUUUAAGCUACAAUGAGUUGAGGGGAAAGAUUCCUAACGAUAUUUCUAACUUGAGUAACUUGGCAGCUCUAGGCUUAGGUAACAAUAACUUAAGCGGACCAAUUCCAAAUUCAAUUGGAAGAUUACAAAGGCUUCAGAUGUUGGGUCUCAAUGAUAACAAGUUGCAGCAGUCCAUACCACUUGAGAUUUGUCAGUUAACAAGGAUGACAGACUUGUACCUGAGAAAUAAUUCGCUCCAAGGAUCAAUUCCCAUGUGCUUGGGUAAUCUUGCAAUGUCCCUAAGAAGUCUAGUAUUGGACUCUAAUGAAUUAAAUUCAACAAUACCUUCAAGCUUUUGGGACCUGGUAUAUCUCUUGGAAAUAGACUUGUCAUCUAAUUCUCUCAUUGGAUCUAUACCCGUUGAUAUCGAAAAGUUGAAGACAGUAAGAGAUAUAGACAUGUCAAACAAUCAAUUUUCAGGUCACAUCCCAGGAAGCAUUGGAGGUCUCCAAGAUAUGGUUACUUUAUCAUUGGCAAAUAAUAAUUUAGAAGGGUUGAUUCCAGAUUCACUAGGCAACUUAAUGAGCAUGGAAAUGUUGGAUUUAUCCAAAAACUAUCUAUCUGGUGAGAUCCCCAAGUCUUUGGAGAGACUCAAGUACCUAAAAUAUCUCAAUGUAUCUUUCAACCAGCUGCAUGGGGAGAUUCCAAGUGGAGGACCUUUCUUCAACCUCUCUUACCAAUCUUUCAUGUCAAACGAUGCUCUUUGCGGUGCCCUGAGAUUGCAAGUUCCGCCAUGCCAAAACACUUCAAGAAAAUCUCAUCCACUAUUACUCAGGUAUAUUUUGCCCAGUAUCUUAGUAACAAUUUUCAUAGCGGCUUUUUUUAUACUAUUGAUAUUAUGGAGGAAAAGCAAGUCAAGUCCUGAACCAAAUACUACGUUAUCACCUCAAGCAACAAGAAGAAGAGUUUCAUACUAUGAACUUUUAAGGGCAACAGGUGGAUUCAACCAAAGCAAUAUGAUAGGAACUGGGAGUUUCGGUUCAGUGUAUAGAGGAACACUUUUAGAUGGAACAGAUGUGGCAGUAAAAGUUUUUAAUUUGGAACUGGAAAAUGGACUUAAGAGUUUUGAUGGUGAAUGUGAAGUGUUGCGCAACAUUCGUCAUCGGAAUCUUAUAAAGAUUAUAACUAGUUGUAGUCAACCUGAUUUCAAAGCCUUAGUACUAGACUAUAUGCCUCAAGGAAGUCUUGAGAAGUGGUUAUACUCAAAUGAGCUCCACUUCAAUUUCCUACAAAGAUUGAACAUAAUGAUAGAUGUUGCAUCAGCACUUGAAUAUCUUCACCAUGGUUAUUCAACACCAAUUGUUCAUUGUGAUUUGAAGCCUAGCAAUGUUUUACUAGACCAAGAUAUGGUUGCUUAUGUAGCUGACUUUGGCAUUGCGAAGCUCAUAAAUGGAGAAGAUUCUAUGAUGCAAACAAUGACACUGGCCACAUUUGGAUAUAUGGCUCCAGAGUAUGGAUUGGAAGGUAUGGUUUCGAGGCGAGGAGAUGUUUAUAGCUAUGGUAUUACACUCAUGGAGACCUUCACAAGACAAAAGCCAACUGAUGGAAUGUUUAGUGGAGAUAUGAAUUUAAAACAGUGGAUUGAAAAUUCAUUUCAACGUGCAAUAACUGAGGUCAUAGAUUCAAAUUUAUUGAGGGUAGACGAGGAACACUAUGUGCUUAAGAAGGAAUGCCUAUCCUCCAUAAUGGAAUUGGCUCUAACUUGUUCUGCUACAGCACCAGAAGACAGGACAGAUAUGAAAAAAGUUGCAGCCACACUGAACAAAGUCAAAAUGAAGUUUUUGCAGGGUGUUAGAGUGAGAUAAUGUGAAAUUUAAUAUGUUUCUUAUUUUGUCUUUCAUUUGCAUUUCUUUUUCUUUCACCCUUUUUUUUUUUUUGUUAUGGAACCUUUGGAUCUUUUAAAACUAUAAUAGACCAUUACUGCACUAGAUGGUCGUUAAUAUUUUUCCCA